This is a messenger RNA of Xiphias gladius (swordfish), 1217 nucleotides long. It is a transcript of the gene arl14ep, whose product is annotated as ADP-ribosylation factor-like 14 effector protein. The record is from RefSeq and is a predicted model, not a curated record. Bases 245 to 910 code for a protein of 221 amino acids. Gene Ontology annotation, cellular component: intracellular membrane-bounded organelle. The transcript has 5 exons. NCBI's taxonomy places the organism in Eukaryota, Metazoa, Chordata, Actinopteri, Istiophoriformes, Xiphiidae.
UCGCGUCUCCUGCACUGUGAAUUUCUAAGUGCAUGUCCGAGCCGCCGCUAGAGGGCAGACGCUUCCAAGGCGAAACAGGAAGUUGAAGCGGAUACGCAUCCGAUCUCCAACGAGGAAGAAGCCGAGGGGGGGAAAACAAUCACAAACCACUGGUGUUUGUUCUUUUUUUUUUGGGUUUUGUUUUCCUGCGCGUUUUCAGCACUAUUUUCUGCAUUAUCGCGUAGGUUCGGCAAAAAAGGACACCAUGCCCGUUAUUUGUGCGGCAAUAGGGUGCAACAAUAAAUUUGUAAAAGGGUCGGAAAUACGAUUUUACAGGUUCCCACUCAGCAAGCCUCAACUUGCCAGCAAAUGGGUGCACAGCCUGGGGAUGAAAAACUUCAUCCCAACUGCCAACACCUGCCUCUGCUCGGAGCACUUCAGGACCGACUGCUUCAGGGACUACAAUGGCAAACAGUUUCUGAGGGAGGACGCAGUGCCCACCAUUUUCAGCCAAGGGCAGGAUUCAUCAAAGAUUGAACUUCGUAAAAGAGGAGUGAUGCCAAAGGAGGCAAACAUCCCAAAUCAAAUGGGAACACAGGCGGACAGAGACAGAGCGAGAGAAGUCGCCAGUCUACGCAGAGACAAAAGAGGAGGACUGAGGGGUGGACGAGGCUCCCGUGGAGGAAAACAGCUGUGUGACAGGCAGACAGUGGGAGCCAAAAGCAGAGUGUACGACAGCAAAGGUCGCCUGCUCUCCAACGGCAACGACAUGUGCGACUGUCUGGAUGUCGAUUGUAUGGGCUGCUUCUAUCCCUGCCCCGAGUGUUGCUCACGCAAGUGUGGGGUCGAGUGCCGCUGCGACAGGAAGUGGCUGUACGAGCAGGUGGAGGUGGAAGGUGGCGAGAUCAUCCGGAACAAGUUUGCUAUUUAGUUAGCGGGGACUCUUAGGCUUUGAAUGCUCAAGGAUGGAACCAGGGGGCUUCUGGUAAUCGAGCUCUCUCCCUGAAUUCAGCUCCAAGUCAGGCGGGUGGACCAUUCAAGACUGUGAUGGUGGUUAAAGGAAUCUUCCACAAAUAUUAACUCAUACCAGGUUUUGCAAAGCUACUGCCCGUGGUAGAAAAGUAUGCAGGACAAUGCGCUGUAAGUAUUCUCCUGAACGUUUGAUGUGCAUAUUGUUGGUCCUGUUUUCUUUAAACUCUUUUCUGCUGUGUUUUCCAGUAAAAAACUGUUUUUUUUGU